This is a messenger RNA of Plodia interpunctella (Indianmeal moth), 1113 nucleotides long. RefSeq lists its product as uncharacterized. NCBI's taxonomy places the organism in Eukaryota, Metazoa, Arthropoda, Insecta, Lepidoptera, Pyralidae. The transcript has 6 exons. The record is from RefSeq and is a predicted model, not a curated record. The coding region runs from base 147 to 917 and encodes 256 amino acids.
AAUGCGCUGGCGCACGUCAUGGAUCCAGUAGCAACACACAAAUAACAGUCGACGCCGGUUUUCCUCUCUGUCACACGGUUCGCGCUGUUGUUUUACUGAUUAAAACAAACCAUUUUGCGUUAAUUAUUGUGAAAUAAAGAAUAAAAAUGACAGCUCCGAUUUCGAGGUACAGAUCGUGGUGUCUUGGUUUGAGAGUAAAAUGUUUCAUCGUCGCUUAUAUGAAUUUGUUCGCAUCCGUUGUUGAUAUUAUCUGCCACGUACUGGUCGUCGCGAUUACCACUAAUUGCUUCCAGUGUGACGUCACCGAAAGCAGUAUUCGCGAGGUGGCAUGGCCGUGGUUGGAACCAAUUCUCAUGGCUGUCAACAUCGGCACCCACGGCUUCUACCCCCUGCCCUUGACCUUCACACAGAGCAACUUCAUCGAAGGACUCAUGCCUACCGCGUCAGAAGUCACUUGCUACCCUGGCAUGUUCCAUGUCUACAUGGUCGACGUUUUCAACUUUGCUAUCAAUAUCAUCUGGCUACACUUAGUUAAGUCCUUCCUCCGAGGCGUUCAUAGAAAAGACCCCGAACCAAUGCGCAUGUUCUUCGGCAUAGGGAUUUUGAAACUGAUCCUGCAGAUUAUGUACUUCGGUUACCAGCCCGAGUUCCGAUCCAUCUCCAACGCGGAUACUCUCAUGUUCAUCAAGCUUUUGGAUAUCUGUAUGUCAGGGCUCUUCUUGCUUAUUAUUUACGAGUACAUAAAAGUGGUCGUAGAUGAGAAGAAGAGAGAAACCACCAGGGUGGUAGACCAGCCGCCAUCUUACAUCGAAUGCCUUAUCGGAUCUUCUAAACCUAAAGAAGAAGACCUAGAGAAAGUAGUCUUGGAGCAACCUGCGCAAACGCCGGUCACUCAUAUAGCCUCUAUAUCGAAAUAGCCAUAAUAUAUAUAAAAUAGGAAUUAUUAAGUUGUUCGGAGUAUUUAUUUAUUUUGUUUAUAAAAUAUCGAAUGGAAUUUGUUGUAAUACAUAGCUUAGUGACCAGAAAUCGUGGAUCGUUGCGUUCGUCAAUUUAUAUCAUUUAUAAUUAUGUGAUAAAAUUAUGUAAUGAUUAAAAAUGUAUGUGAAAAUUUGA